Molecule: messenger RNA, 2232 nt
Organism: Castor canadensis (American beaver)
Lineage: Eukaryota; Metazoa; Chordata; Mammalia; Rodentia; Castoridae
Gene: Kcnj4
Product: potassium inwardly rectifying channel subfamily J member 4
Biological process (GO): regulation of monoatomic ion transmembrane transport; potassium ion import across plasma membrane
Cellular component (GO): plasma membrane
Molecular function (GO): inward rectifier potassium channel activity
Source: RefSeq, a predicted model, not a curated record
GGACUCCCCCCUCCCGGUCCGGGACGCCGUCCGCCGGACUGCACCGGGGGAUGUAGCGUCUGCUUGCCGCCUACUAGACACUCAUCGCACCCUCCGCCCCGCGGCCCUGCAUCUUCCCAGGUGACCACGCCGGCCUCAGGACAUGCACGGGCACAGCCGCAACGGGCAGGCCCAUGUGCCCCGGCGCAAACGCCGCAACCGCUUUGUGAAGAAGAACGGCCAGUGCAACGUCUACUUCGCCAACCUGAGCAACAAGUCACAGCGCUACAUGGCGGACAUCUUCACCACCUGUGUGGACACACGCUGGCGCUACAUGCUCAUGAUUUUCUCCGCGGCCUUCCUCGUCUCCUGGCUCUUUUUUGGCCUCCUCUUCUGGUGCAUCGCCUUCUUCCACGGUGACCUGGAGCCCAGCCCAGCGGUGCCUGGGGCAGGGGGCCAGGCGGGCAAUGGCGGGGCGGCCACUGCGGCCCCCAAACCCUGCAUCAUGCACGUGAAUGGCUUUCUGGGCGCCUUUCUGUUCUCAGUGGAGACGCAGACGACCAUCGGCUACGGGUUCCGGUGCGUGACGGAGGAGUGCCCGCUGGCAGUCAUCGCUGUGGUGGUCCAGUCCAUCGUGGGCUGUGUCAUCGACUCCUUCAUGAUUGGUACCAUCAUGGCCAAGAUGGCGCGGCCCAAGAAACGGGCGCAGACGCUGCUGUUCAGCCACCACGCGGUCAUCUCAGUGCGUGACGGCAAGCUCUGCCUGAUGUGGCGUGUGGGCAACCUGCGUAAGAGUCACAUCGUGGAGGCCCACGUGCGGGCCCAGCUCAUCAAGCCCUACAUGACCCAGGAGGGCGAGUACCUGCCGCUGGACCAACGGGACCUCAAUGUGGGCUACGACAUCGGCUUAGACCGCAUCUUCCUCGUGUCACCCAUCAUCAUCGUCCACGAGAUUGACGAGGACAGCCCGCUCUAUGGCAUGGGCAAGGAGGAGCUGGAGUCCGAGGACUUUGAAAUUGUGGUCAUCCUCGAGGGCAUGGUGGAGGCCACGGCUAUGACCACCCAGGCCCGCAGCUCCUACCUGGCCAGCGAGAUCCUGUGGGGCCACCGCUUUGAGCCUGUGGUCUUCGAGGAGAAAAGCCACUACAAGGUGGACUACUCACGCUUCCACAAGACCUAUGAGGUGGCAGGCACGCCCUGCUGCUCUGCCCGGGAACUGCAGGAGAGCAAGAUCACCGUGCUACCCGCCCCGCCUCCCCCGCCCAGUGCCUUCUGCUAUGAGAACGAGCUGGCUCUCAUGAGCCAGGAGGAAGAAGAGAUGGAGGAGGAGGCUGCGGCCGCUGCAGCCGUGGCUGCUGGCCUGGGCCUGGAGGCGGGCUCCAAGGAGGAGGCGGGCAUCAUCCGGAUGCUGGAGUUUGGCAGCCAUCUGGAUCUGGAACGCAUGCAAGCCACCCUCCCACUGGACAAUAUCUCCUACCGCAGGGAGUCUGCCAUUUGACCUCUAGGCCCUGCCCUUAUCACUUCCCAUAAGAGCCUCUGCUGGGGGGAUGGGAUGCCAGGACACCUCUCCCACACUCAGGACAGAGCUGACCCUGGCUCCGUGGACCUUCUGGAAGAAGGCUGGGGCUUUAAAGACUGGAGGACCCCUACCUGUUGACUGCAGAACCCAGAACUGGGAAGGGCCCAGGCACUUCAGCCCUGUUGACUUGAGCAGCCCAGUAUCUAGCCACAGGUGGCUGUGGGCCCCCAGACCUUCCACCUUCUCCCCACUGACCCUUCAAGGACAUGCCCCCUCUGCUCUCAGAACCUUGGGGGAAGGCGGCUGGACUGCUGGGGGGGGGUUGGCAUCAUGGGGUUCUGGGUGGGCAGGGGUGGGUCUGCGGGAGGGGGAGGGACGAAUUUCUUUUGCAUGACUGUGGCCUGUGCUCAUGACUUUCUUUUGUAAAUAUCUAUAAAUGGAGCGAGAUGGAGACACCAAGUCCACCGCUGCUGUUUUUACCUGCAGGAUAAGGAGACGCCGCCGUCCCUCUCUGUGCACCCCCCAUCCAGCCCAGCUCUCACUCUGCUCAUUGGCUGGCCCCCUGAGACCUUCAAAGUCAGCUAUCUUGGUCCCUGGAUGGUGUUGGGUUUGGGUACAGAGAUGGGACCCAGAGAGGCAGGGUGAGAGUCUGUCCUUCCCUCUCUCCCGAGGUCCCUCCUGCCCCCAGAUUGACAAUGGAGUUUGUAUCUAUUUUUAAUAAAGCAUAUGCACCA